Messenger RNA from Plenodomus lingam JN3, 1032 nucleotides. The record is from RefSeq and is a predicted model, not a curated record. NCBI's taxonomy places the organism in Eukaryota, Fungi, Ascomycota, Dothideomycetes, Pleosporales, Leptosphaeriaceae.
AUGCUCGUCGUGUCGUCGUGUCGUCGUGUCGUCGUGUUCGCAGGGCCAGGCCAGGGAUGUGGCUUCUUUGUGCGUGUCAGGCCCUUCUUUUGCUGCAAUGGACGGGAUGAUGAAUGGCGGGCCCUUUUCCAAGCGUUUGUCGUCGUCCGUCCGCAAAAGCAGGAGAGCCCCGCAGCCCAAAGCUGGAUCUCGACUCCCUCCGCCUUCCAGUCGCAGCCAGGCUGUCGCGAUAAAGCUCGCCCUCCAAAGUCGCCGCGCGGCGCACCGCGGGGUUCUCUGGACACCGUUCUCCCGAUUCCAGGCCAGCGCAACCCAGCACGUGCCAGCAUGGAACCCAGAAGGCGCCCAGAGUACCAUCUCGAAAUCUUCGCGGAUGCGGCGCGCGUAGAAGAAGUCGUCAAAGCAUUCACCACAUGCUGUCUGACGUACUCCUUGCUCUCCCCCCGUCGGGCCCCUCACCCUCCUUCGCCCCACUACACAGUCGCCCAACACCGAUAUCUGUCGACCACAAGCCCUGACCGUGCCAUAGCCAUACUCCACACCAUCUUCUUUCACCGAUACUUCACCUCGAUUUCUCCCCUCACACGCGAUCUGCUCGACCUCACUCUCCCCGCCAUCGACGAUGUGGACCUCGAGACGCUCAUCGAGCAGAAGACGCAUGCUCUCCGUCGCGCCAUAGACAGCACCCACCAGCCCAGAGGACGGGGCCAGAUUGCGAUACAGUUCUUCGAGAAGAAGAGGAGAAAGACGUACUUCUUCGGCAAGGCAGACGAGGAUGUUUGUUGGGAGCAGUGGACGCUGGACGUGACGCUCGCACAGCCCAGGACGGAGACAGAUGUUCUCAAGGUCCGUCGCGCUAUGAGCAAGUCCGUGGAAAAGGCCGCCUACAAGAUCAUCUCCAUCGUCAACCGCGACAAAGACCACAUUCCACCCAUCACCACCACCGACGCCAACCCCUUCCCUUACCAGAUCAUCGUCAACCCCAAAGCGGCCACCGAGAACGACUGGCGGCCUCGCAUAGGGCUCUUCUAG